AUGAAAUUGAGCAAGAACCAGCUCAGAAGAGCCAAGAAAAAAGCCCAGAAAGCCGAGACUACGAGCCUUCCCAUUGACAGUACCUUAUCACGGGAGCUGUCACCACCUCCGGCAGUGGCUCAGGAUGCACCAACUGAUACCAACACCGAUCUGCUCACCGAACCAAACGAUCCGCUAUGGGAAAUGUACAAAAGCGUCGCCGGAAGAUUCGACGAGACAGUGAACGAAAAUUUAUUGACGAAGGAGACUGAUAAACCCGAGGUCUUCUUUGACGAUGGUGAUGAAAUACCCGACGAAGAGCAAGAGAGCGAGCACAAGAUUUCAAAAAAGAAGCGGAAAGAAAUGAACAAGCUAUCCGUUGCUGAACUCAAAGCAAUGGUGCGAAAGCCUGAAAUCGUUGAAUGGACAGAUACAUCCGCCCCUGAUCCUCGACUUCUCGUUCACAUUAAAGCCCAUCGCAAUGUUGUCCCGGUUCCCUCUCACUGGUCGCUCAAACGAGAGUAUCUCUCAUCCAAACGGGGAGUGGAGAAGGCGCCGUUUGCUCUCCCGAAAUUUAUACAGGAGACCGGAAUAUCUGAAAUGCGCGAUGCUGCUUUAGAGAAGCAGGAACAGUCAAGUUUGAAACAGAAGCAACGGGAAAGAGUGCAGCCAAAGAUGGGCAAGCUGGACAUUGAUUACCAGAAGCUUUACGAAGCAUUUUUCCGUUUCCAAACCAAGCCAGAGCUGACUCGUUACGGUGAGAUAUACUAUGAGGGCAAAGAGUACGAGACCAAUCUCAAGCAUCUCCGACCCGGCGAACUGAGCGAUGAGCUAAGGGACGCUCUUGGUAUGGCCCCAGGAGCCCCUCCCCCGUGGCUCGUCACCCAGCAGCGACAUGGUCCUCCAUCCUCCUACCCCGCGCUCAAGAUUCCCGGCCUCAAUGCGCCGCCUCCCCCGGCGCGUCGUGGGGCUACCACCCCGGAGCCUCAACAGCAUGCCCAACAAGGAGAGCCGAUCGAAAAGGAUCUUUGGGGAGAAUUGCAUGAACCAGAAGAGUCAGAAGAGGAGAGUGAAGCAGAGGACGAGGAGGAUGAAGAUGCAGAGGAAAGCGAUGAAGAUGGUAUGGGUGCAGGUGCUCAUUCUCCUAGUGGCAUGGAAACCCCAAGUGGAAUAGAUUCAGCAGUACCAUCUGAAUUUGUUGGCGCUGAGAAUGUUUCUGGGGAGUUUGACGUGCGCAAACACCAUCGUGGUACUGACACAGAGGACUCCGUUCACCCUCGGAGUGCUUAUCAAGUCAUUCCCGAGAGGCAAACAAACGUGGAAGGCUUUUUCGGGGGUGAUAGGGCCUACGACCUUGGCGGAUCAACAGGCAAGCCUCCUGUUCUCGGCGCAGAGGACCAAACCCGCAAACGCAAGAAGCCUGGGGAUGUUGAAGUGUCUGUCAACUUGGAUGCAAUUCAAUCUGGCGAUGGCCUCAGCAAAGAGAGCCUCCAGAGCAUGUACGAGUCACAGAGACAGCAGCAGAAUCCACCGAACUGGGGUUUCCAGGAAGACCUGAGUGAUAUGAUUGCUCAGGAGCACCGCAAGAGAUUCCGGAAGGAGGAGGAGAGACGAGGGAAGCAUUAA
Penicillium verrucosum is the source of this 1605-nucleotide messenger RNA. RefSeq names its product U2 snRNP complex subunit CUS1. Gene Ontology annotation, cellular component: nucleus; catalytic step 2 spliceosome; U2-type spliceosomal complex. Bases 1 to 1605 code for a protein of 534 amino acids. The transcript is spliced from 3 exons. Gene Ontology annotation, biological process: mRNA splicing, via spliceosome. NCBI's taxonomy places the organism in Eukaryota, Fungi, Ascomycota, Eurotiomycetes, Eurotiales, Aspergillaceae. The record is from RefSeq and is a predicted model, not a curated record.